This is a messenger RNA of Botrytis deweyae, 4302 nucleotides long. RefSeq lists its product as uncharacterized. The transcript is spliced from 2 exons. Gene Ontology annotation, molecular function: guanyl-nucleotide exchange factor activity. The coding region runs from base 1 to 4302 and encodes 1433 amino acids. NCBI's taxonomy places the organism in Eukaryota, Fungi, Ascomycota, Leotiomycetes, Helotiales, Sclerotiniaceae. Gene Ontology annotation, biological process: regulation of ARF protein signal transduction. The record is from RefSeq and is a predicted model, not a curated record.
AUGCCAUUACUACGUCGUCGUGCUGCUGCCAGCGAUGCUGAAAUGCGACGGCAUAGCUUCUUUCCCGUCGAUUCCAAUACUCUCAAUCCAAUUCUCGACACCGAACUUCCAGAUGGCAGAGCGAGUGAACAAAUGCCACGACGUCCCUCGCCUGCUGAUUUCCCAUCAAAUGCCGCAGACCCAGGAACAAUGACAUCGUUACCCAUGUUAGUUAGACCUGCCACAGAUUAUCCUGCUGCGCUUCAGCGAUCGGGGUCACCACCGAUCCAGGAGGAAACUUCGAAACAUCGUCGCUUCUCCAUGUUAAGGUUUCGACAUGCUUCCGACUCGCAAUUGUCCACACGGUCGCGACUACAGGCUCAGAGUUCAAUAGCGGAAGAUGCUCCUCCGAUACCUCAGCCCCCAGAGAUUAUCACCACGGCUCCAACCAUGGAUUUCAAUGGAGGACGCCCUAUGAAGAAAAAGUCGCGGGUUAGACUUCCCGGCCGUACCAAAUCGACGGCUGUGAAUAACAAUCGAGCGAAGCAACAAGAGCAACCGCCAUCACAACCAGAAGAUACAUCAGAUAUCGAAAUGAUCUCCAAGAAAGAACGAAGAAAGACCAUGUCAGAGUCGGGACCGAGCAAUAAAAGCCGUGUUACUUUUGACGAACCAAAUCGCCCAAUGACCCAUGGCAAUGGUGGCUCACCUCCUGCAUAUGGAGACGAGGCGUCCUCGGCAUUGGCUCUGCCAGUAAAUAGACUUUCUGAAUCUUCGAGGUCAGAUGCAAGCUCGGGCGAGCAUGGAGUAUAUGCAACGACCACGACAACUACGCACACUGUCCAAACAACAACAACCUUCUUUCGUCUUCCUCGCCGGAAGAAGCCCGCUCCGUUAUUCGAUCUGAGCCAUCUCCCACAAAAGUCCGCGCAAAACGAUGCUUCGAAUUCGCUUUCUGUCACGAGAUACCCCACGGCUCCUUCGUCCGGCUCGGUUCGGGCCACAACCCCCAAAUCAUCGGACGACCUGACGCCACACGGUUCUCAUUCUCCAUUCCCACCGUCUCCGUCUCAUACCCCUUCCUCUCCCACUGCUUUGAAGAAGACAUCAUCGGGUGUAGGUCGGCCAGGCACCCCCUUAUUACGACAAGGUUCCACUGCGUCAUCUUCGAGAUCGUCACCCACCCGUUCCAGAUUAACGCUGCGCGGUCGUUCAUCCACUUUGAGCUCUCUGAGAAAUGCACCAAAUGAAGACUCUUUACCGACCCCCACGUUACCAUCGACCAGGACUUCUACAUCCACUGGCAGGAAAAGUUUUGGCGAUUUGUUCAAUCUUACAGCUCGAUUGCGCCAGAAUCCUGAACCGGGAAAUAAUUCGGGACCCACCACCCCUGCUUCGAACACUUCGAAGAACAAUUCUAUGCAAUUGAACCGAGAAGAGGCUAUCAUCCUGCCGGAACGAUACGAUGAUGAUACACCAGCAAAUUAUUUAGUCAGGCUAGAAGAAGCGGUUAGUCGAGGUGUGGUAGCUAGUGUAUUGUCGAAAGGAACGGACUCUUUCUCACAGGCUGUCCUUCGUAGCUAUAUGAGAGGAUUCGGUUUCUUUGGAGAUCCUAUGGACAUGGCCAUUCGAAAGUUGCUCAUGGAAGUUGAGCUCCCAAAGGAGACGCAGCAGAUCGACAGGUGUUUGCAAGGUUUUGCAAACAGGUAUCAUGAGUGCAAUCCUGGCAUCUAUGCAUCUCCUGACCAAGCCUACUUUAUCGCAUUUUCACUUCUCAUUCUACAUACAGAUGUAUUCAACAAAAAUAACAAACAUAAAAUGACCAAGGCAGACUACAUCAAGAACACCCACGGCGAAGGAAUCUUUGACGAAAUUCUAGAAUGCUUCUAUGAUAACAUUUCAUACACACCCUUUAUCCACGUGGAGGAUGACCUAGAUAUCAAUGGCGAGAGAAUCAUACCCCACAAGAUGAAGAAGAAGUCAAAGAUGCUUCGGGGAGGUGGCGAUCCUAACAAACGUCCCUCGAAAGAACCGGUUGACCCUUAUACUUUGAUUCUUGAUAGCAAACUUGAUACUUUGCGCCCCAAUCUAAAAGACGUCAUGCAUCUUGACGAGCAUUAUAGUUAUCUCGGCACUGCGCCGUGUCUGAAUCUACAAAAUUUACAGAAGACCUUCUUCAAGACGGGUGUUUUACAGAUUGUUUCGGCCAGAUCACGACCAGAUGCCUUCAUGUCGGAAAAAACUGUUACAAAUCCUGAGGAAGCACAAGCUGGCAUCGUGGAUAUAAAAAUUACCAAGGUUGGUUUAUUAUGGCGAAAAGAUGCAAAGAAGAAGAAGACUCGCUCUCCGUGGCAGGAGUGGGGGGCUAUUCUAACUGGUGCUCAAUUGUACUUUUUUCGAAAUACUACGUGGAUCAAAAGCUUGAUGCAUCAGCACGAGACGCAUAUCAAACAAGGUCACGAUGGCACGCCUGUCAUUUUCAAGCCUCCGCUAGAACAGUUCAAACCUGAUGCAUUGAUGUCGACUGAUGAUGCAGUCGCUCUAGUAGAUUCUACCUACAAGAAGCACAAGCACGCAUUCGUCUUUGUGCGCCAUGGAGGAUUUGAGGAGACUUUUUUGGCCGAUAAUGAAGAUGAGAUGAAUGAUUGGUUGGCUAAGCUCAACUAUGCCGCAGCGUUUAGGACUGCUGGAGUGCGUAUGCGUGGUGUGGUUGGGGGCAACUACGAAGGGCAACGCAAUCGAGGCAUCCGUCGACUCGAUAGUGCAAACGAUUCUACCAAGUUUAUUCAAACUCCUUCUGGUGAAGUUUCGAUAGUCAGUGGAAAGAUUGACAACAAAAUGCAGGACGAUAUUUUGGCAGCACGUCGCCAAAUUAUGCUACAAAAAGUGGUGGAAGCCGAAGAAAAGCUUACCGUUGCCGUGAAACAGUUGGAUUCUCAACUUCGAAAUGCUCGCCAUUUACAAAUCCUAGCUCCAGUUCAACAAAAGACGAGAGAUCAAGUUUUGUCAGCUGCAGCUCGCAUGGCGGCUCAAUUGAAGUGGGGUAGAAUGGAAAUCUGGCGCUUGAAGUGUCACAGGGAUAUUUUGAUUUUGGAUCUUGACGAAGAAAAAAACACGGAAGGAGAUUUUACGCAAAAGACAGAUUCAAACGGAGAUACACCAAUGUCUGCACGAUCUGCUUUGAACCGUUUGCAAUCCAAGGCAAGUAGCUUAGCGCCGCAAGGCACGCCAAAGUCACCUACGUUAGACUCCACGACUCGGCCUUCUACGUCCGGUCCAUCGCUCUCACCGUCAACAGAGAAAGAACACACGAUGGAUGACAUAUUUCAGGCGGCACCAAACUCGAUGCACAAAGCUCAAGCAUCUUGGGAACUUCCACCUUUGGCUAUCAAUGAACAGACUACACGUAAACCUUCAGUUUCCAGUGUCGUACUCCCCAGUCCCAGUCUUGCCACGGUGCCAUCUCGUUCAAGUUUGAAUCAAGCUCCAACCUUGAGCUCUAAACCUUCGGAUCCAAAUCUCGAUGCUGCGGAGCAAUCUGUUCUUGAACAAGCUGGAUUGGUCGAUUCGGACAUGGCGAGCGAAGAGAAAGAGCAGUCAAACGACAAGGAUAAGUUUGGCAAAGGCAAAAUUCGUCGCAGUAUUCAUCAAACCCUGCGCGAGGCGCAUGUUCCAACGCAUCACCGUAGUCGAAGAGGCAGGGACUCGAAUUCUAGUGCCGGUAUGUCAGAUGAAGGUACUACAGAUGACAUACUCUCUCGUGGUUCUGGAAGCUUCGUUGUACAUGGCAAAAAGGCUUCAGUCAUCACAUUCGGGACCGAACUUCAAAGCUUGUCACCAGAAGAACGCCUGCGUCUUCGUAAACAGCCUCACAAGGAAGACUCUGAAGCGACAUCACCUGCGACUAUCGAUGACGACUUCCACUCCAUCCUUGCCGAACCAAUUGAGUUUCACCAGCGCCAUAAUUCAGCUGCAAGCACAAGCACAGCGACUGCCAGGAGUUUUCGGGAAUUGCAUCGGAAAUAUUCCUCCCAGCACUCAGACAAACCUCCAAACCUUGCUGCCACUGUAGAUGACGACGACGAAGCGGCAGUAAGUAUGUCUGACGGCCGACGAAGCCCAUUACCCCCGGUCGAAGACGAAAACGAAGACGAAGAUUCAAGUAGUAAUGACAGAACAAAAUUCUACACACCAGAUCCCUCACCUCGUGUAGCCGAGUUUGAUGAGCAUUCGCUUGUUGAACCAAAUCCACAGCACGAAAUCGAACACAUCGAUUCGAACGAGCGGCUACCAAGUCCUACUUUUCAAACCGUCGGUGCUUGA